AGGUCACUUCCAAACACAUGUGGGAAAGAGACGUGUUUGGAUCAAUUUCAGCAAGGACACGUUCAAGAUGACAUCUCUAGCCCAACAGUUGAAGCGCCUUGCCUUGCCUCAGAAUGAUCCUAAUCUCUUCACCCGGCGAGAGGUGGUUUCAGUGCUUUUCAACCCGAAAGAGGCAGCAAGUACAGAUCGAAGCACCUUCUAUGCGCUUGGAUGCAAUGGACUGGAGGAGCUUCUGGGCAUCGAGCCUGCAUUUGUAGAGUUCAUGGAUACACUCUUCAGCAGUGCCUCCAUGGACCUGCAGCGUAGCGUACAGUCUAAAGAGGUCAACAAGAAGCUGGACAAAGAUAUCGACCUGUUCCUCACACGCCUAUCUCCAUACUUCCUUCUCAAACCAGCCUUGAAGUGCAUAGAGUGGCUCAUCCACAGGUUUCACAUCCAUCUAUACAACGCAGAAAGCCUGAUUGCAUGCGUACUGCCAUAUCACGAGACCAAAGUGUUUGUCCGGGUCAUUCAAAUCCUCAAGCUCGAGGAUCCAACCAACAGAUGGAACUGGUUGCAUCCUCUCCAGAAACCUGGAGUGCCCUUGGCUCGGGGGACUUUACUGACUCACUGCUACAAAGAUCUGGGCUUCAUGGACUUCAUCUGCAAGCUGGUCUCCAAAGGAGUCAAGGCUUACUCUGAAUUCGCCCACAAUGGAAGCUGUCCCCAGCUGCGUGUGAUCUUCUCCUUCUAUGCGUCCACUAUUGUACCAGCUCUGGAAGCCGCGGAGACCGUCACGGACCAGAUUAUUGCCAAGAUAUUACCCAACGUACAGCUGGGUUUGAAGUCAUCCCUGUUGGACUACAAGGCUGCCAGCUACAUGAUCGUGUGUCAGCUGGCGGUGAAGGUGGUGAUGGAGGCGCACCUGGUGGACGCGCUGGCCGUGCAGGUCUGCAAGUCCCUGUGCCGGGCCCCGCUGCUGACCAGAGAGGGCCUGGGCUGCCUCAUCAUCCUGCUGCAGAACCAGAAGGAGGGCGUGGUGGGACCCAAGGCGUACGGGCACUUGUGUGGUGUACCGUAUCUCAUCCCCACUGUUCAGAGCCUGGCGUCAUCCUACAACAUCAGCCCUCUUCUUCGUUAUCUCCUCCCUCUCCUCAUCCACUCUGUCGUCACUCAGUCUGAUGAGAAGGAGGAGAUGCAGACCGACGUGGCAGAGGAGAGCAUCAGCCAUGGCAGCCUGUUCAACCUCCUCCUCCAGGAUAUCCCUCUGACCAACAGCCUGGACGCAACAGUAGCCAAGUUGCUUCUGGAGGAGUACAUCUCCCAUGGCAACCAGUUGCCAUCAGAGGAGAUCUCAGCCCUCAACCAGCGGAUGCAGCCCGUUGUGCGACUGUUUGAGUCCAGGUAUUCUGGAGCUCUGGAUGCUGCUCUAGACAGCCAUGUCCCAGAUGCCUCCUCCUCUGCAGACAGGAACCUCUUCCACCAGUUCAUCUCCCUCUCCAUGAGCAGCGGGAAAUAUGAGAUCCUGGCUGACUCGGACACGUCCCUGAUGCUAAGUCUGAAGCACCCAGUGCCUGCUGUGAGGAACAUGGCCGUGGAACACCUCAAGGAGGUCCUUCGCAGAGGGCAGGCUGGCUAUGAUGAGGCGUUCCUGAAGGAUGCUCUGCUGGAGCGGCUGAAGGACCAGGUGCCUGCUGUGGUCUCUGCUGCCAUGCAGGCUCUGGAGCUGUACAUGGACCGCUUGGAUGCUGAAGACACCGUUUCCAGUUUGCUCUCACUCCUUCAACGUUCUGACCUCUCAACCCAAGGCCAAUGGUAUCCAGUGCUGCAGCAGGCUGUUCAGAUGCUGGACGACCCCCGACUGGUGGAGAGCAACGUGGAGCUGAGGGCCCGUAUGGGCUGGGAGCUGCUGCCCUACCUGGUGGUCACCAGCCCCCUGCCCGACUCCCCCGAGCUCCAGCUGGCCUCCUGCGUGGCCGAGACCACCCUGCUCUCCCAGUUCCCCCUCACCAAGGGAUGGGCUCCCGCUCUUCGUGAUGUUCUGGCAAAGACUCCCGAGGCUGAGAUUGUUGGAGCUGCCAAUCAGCAGCUCAUCUCAACCCUGACCACUAACCUGUCUGGUAUCGAUGCCGCCUCUAGACGCACUACUCUGGAAGAGGUGGCCAAGUGUCUGGAGAGGCAGGCUGAGCACAGUGGCGGUGUGCGGGAGCAGGCUGCCUUCCUGGUGCUGAGCCACACCCUGCUGCGGGGCAUGCUGGACCUCAGCGAGACCCAGCACCUCCUCACGGCCCACAGGCUCUUCUCCCUCCUGGAGCCCGCCAUCACCGAGCUCCUCAACCAACCUCCUGAGCAGGGGCCUGUGGAGUCGUGUCCUCCAGGCCUGGUGGCCAAGCAGCUGGGGGAGUACCUGCACCUGCUGCGCUCGCGCCAGGCCGCCCAACAGGAGAAGACCGCUCUGGUGCUCGCCAUACUGCAGCAGUUCAUCAGCAGCCUCAAGAGCCCGCAGUCUGGAUUCAAAGGUGAGACGUGGUGGAACCCAGAGAAGCUGGACACCAGCACCUGCUGCUACCUGCGUCUGCUGUGCCGGCUGUUUGACGUGGUGAUCACCGGGGCCAGCCGGGGGCCCCUCACCUCCUGCUUCAGGGCCCUGCUGCAGAAGCUUAUCCAGACGCAUCUGGCCGACACGCUGGAGCUCUUCAAGUUCCUGUCGUUGCUUUGGUGCUACGGCCUGAACUUGAGUGACCAGCUGGAAUGUAAAGUCGGUGCCAUCCUCCAGACCCAGGCUCUGUAUGUGGGGAAAGCCCUGAUGGCGGCCCAGACCGCCCCCAACCUUAACCUGCUGGCUUCAGAUGCCUCUCCAGUGGUGCCGUCUCUGCUGGUGUGCCUGUGCUCCCCGGUGUGUGAGGUGCGCCGGGCCGCGGUGGCCUGUCUUCAGGUGCUGCAGGGGGCCAGCUCCUCCCCGUUCCUCCCCGUGCUGCAGGCCCUGCUCAAGACCUCAGAGGAGCUCAUCUCCGAUGCCUCCUACCUCCAACAGGCCCUGGGGACGCAGUAUGACGAGGCCCUGUCAGGAGGAGCCAAGAGGAACCAGCAGCUGGCUGCCAUUGAACAGCUGCUGAGGUGCAUCCAGAGCCCCAGCUGCCCCGCCUACAUCGGCAAAGCCCUGCUCCGCGCCCUGCAGGACGUCAACGGAGAGAGGGUGCUGGGCGUCAUCCUGACGCCGCUGGACGGGCUCCUGGACCAGUGCGGUGUGGACUUCUCUGAGGUGGAGCGGGACGAGGACCUGCUGGUGCAGCUGAUGCUGAGCAAGUACAACGAGCACUCGGCCCCCCUGCUGGCCCGAGAGCCCCGCAGCCUGGAGGUGCUGGUGAAGGCCCUGGGCAUCCGCGCCAAGCCCUACGAGGCACUGCCCAGCGUGCAGGUCAUGGCACUGGAGAAGAUUACCAAGGCCUUCUUCUCUGCACUAGAGGAUAAAAAGGUCCAGCAGAAGAUUCUGGGGACGAUGUUUGACUUGCUGGUGGACUGCAAGGACACAGCAUGUGCCCAGGCUGUCAGCAACGUCUUCAAAGUGAUCGCUGUAGAUGCAGAGCUGGUGGCCAUCGAGUUGACCCCUGUGGAGAAGCCCAAAGUCACUGUCAGUGUGGUGCAGGCUCGCAGGAGUAUGAGACACAAGAAAGAACCAGAUGCCUCUCCUGCUGCCGCUUCUGAGCUGGACUCGAGCGUGUCGUGGGAGAGGGCCACACUCAUCCUGGAGCUCAUGCAGCACAAGAAGAAACUGAAGAGGGCCGAGGUGCUGGUGCCAGCGCUCUUCAACCUCCUCUCCAGGAGUCUGGAAGCAGCGUCUGCAGAGCAGGGUAACAUGGAGUACACCAAGCAGCUUGUCCUCAGCUGCCUGCUCAACGUCUGCCAGAAGAUCUCCCCUGACAACAAGCCCGUCAGUCCAGAUCUCCUCAGCGAGGACCAAAUGAAUGUGGAGCUGGUGGUUCAGUGUGUGAGGACGUCAGACAUGCCCCAGACCCAUCAUCAUGCCCUGCUGCUCCUGGGCACUGUAGCUGGCAUCUUCCCUGAGAAAGUUCUCCACAACAUCAUGCCCAUCUUCACCUUCAUGGGUGCGAAUAUCAUGCGUCUGGACGAUGCCUACAGCUUCCAGGUCAUCAAUAAGACAGUGCAGACGGUCAUCCCUGCACUCAUACAGGCGUACGAGGGUGGCUCUGCCCUGUCCCAGUCCCAGGUCCAGUCGGCCCACAUGGAGUGCGUGGUGACCAAGGUCAUGCACGUGUUCACGGACGCGCUGCCCCACGUGCCGGAGCACCGCCGGCUGCCCAUCCUGGUGCAGCUGCUGGCCACCCUGGGAGCCGGACGCUUCCUCUGGACCAUGCUGCUGCUGCUCUUCAAGCAGCACGCCACGCACACCACCGCACACAUCAGCACCACCGAGAAGGACUUGGCGCUGGAGAAUGAUAUGGACUUCUGGAUUUCCAUCUGCUGUGAGUUUGAUGUGGAGGACCAGGUCACAUCUCUCAUUAAAGUCCUGAAGUACCUCAUGGCACUGCCUCAAGACAAAGAGGAGGAUUCUGAGAAGAGCAAGGGUCGGCUGAAGAAGAAAGAGGAGAGCAUGAUGGAGCUCAUCUUCAGCGUUGACACUCACAGCAGCAAGGAGCUCCGUCACUUCAAAUUCCUCUCAGUGUCCUUCAUGUCUCAGCUGUUGGGCUCCAACAGAUUUGUGGGAAAGGUGGCAGAUCAGGAAAACAUGUCCACAGAAUCUCUGCAGGCCUUGCAACAGAGUCUACUGGAGGAGAUUCUGUGCUACAUCCAUUCCGUGGCUCACUGUGUGGAAGCCAACUGCAACAGCCCCACCGCCAAGUUCUGGAGAGCCCUGCUCAACAAGGCCUAUGAAGUCCUCGACAAAGUGAACUCCCUGCUGCCCACUGACACCUUCAUCAAGGUGAUCCGUGGUCUCCUUGGUAACCAGCUGCCGUCUGUGAGGAGGAAGGCCAUGGAGCUGCUCAACAACAAACUGCAGCAGAAGACGCAGUGGCAGGAAGACCAGGUGGCAGCACUGCUACCUCUCACCGGAGACCUACUGAGCAUUCUUGGCAGCGGUGGUGGUGAGCAGGCUCCUGAGCAAGAGGAGCAGGCCAUCAACAGGCAGACGGCCCUCUACAGCCUCAAGCUCUUGUGCCGCAGCUUCGGCCCCGCCCACCCGGAGGCCUUCGUGCCCGUGCUGAGCCGGGCGGUGGAGCUGCUGGUCUCCCCCAGGGAGGAGAGGAACGUCAUGGGCAGCGCCCUGCUCUGCAUCGCCGAGGUCACCAGCACCCUCAAGGCCCUGGCCAUCCCGCAGCUGCACAGACUGAUGCCUGCUAUCCUGGCCACCCUGACGGAGCGUAAGGACCUGCUGUCCAAUGAGAUCUACCUGCUGAGUGCUGUCACGGCUCUGCAGAAGGUCUCGGAGACGCUGCCUCACUUCAUCAGCCCCUACCUGCUGGACACAGUACUGCAGGUGACGCGUCUGACUCGGGUGGCAGAGCAGACCACCACGUGCCCACAGCUGGCAGUCCGCCUGUCCUCGCUCCGCAGUACCAUAGCAACCAAGCUGCCCGCCAGGGUGCUGCUGCCCACCUUCACCAAGUGCUACCAGCGCCUGGUGGACUCCCAACAGAACCGCCUGGGACCACUGAUGGCCAUUUUGAAAGAGCACAUCACUCACAUGGACAAGGAUCAGCUCAACUCCCACCAAUCAGAGCUCACCACAUUCUUCCUUUCGGCACUCGACUUCCGAGCCCAACACUGCCAGGGUGACCUGGAGAAAACCAAAGAGAUUGAGGGCUCUGUGAUCGACUGUCUGCUGGGCAUGGUCAUGAAGCUCUCAGAGGUCACCUUCAGGCCUCUCUUCUUCAAGUUAUUUGACUGGUGCAAGACAGAUGGAGCGUCCCGAGAAAGACAGCUGACUUUCUACCGGCUGUCAAACAGCAUUGCUGAGAAGCUGAAGGGUCUGUUUGUGCUGUUCGCCGGCCAGCUGGUCAAGCCGUUUGCAGACACACUCCGACAGAUCCAGUCGACUAAUACAGAUGAAGCCUUCUUCGAUGGUGAGGAUGAUCAGGAGAAGAGCUGCCAGUUGCUGCAGUAUGCGCUGGACUGCCUGCAUAAGGUCUUCCUGUACGACACGCAGCGCUUCCUCAGCAAGGAGAGAGCAGAGGCCCUCAUGAACCCCCUGGUGGAUCAGCUGGAGAACAUGUUGGGCGGAGAGGACGUGUACCAGGAGAGAGUCACCAAACAUCUGGUGCCCUGCAUUGGCCAGUUUGCUGUUGCCAUGGGGGAUGACUCCCAGUGGAAGGUCCUUAACUACCAGGUCCUCCUGAAAACCAGACACAGCUCUCCUAAGGUGAGGUUCUCAUCCCUGCUCAUGGUGCUGGAGCUUGCUGGAAGGCUGAAGGAGAACUACAUGGUCCUGCUGCCUGAAACCAUCCCCUUCCUGGCAGAACUCAUGGAAGAUGAGUGUGAGGAAGUGGAGCACCAGGUCCAGAAGGUCAUCAAUGAAAUGGAGAGCAUCCUGGGAGAGCCACUGCAGAGCUACUUCUGAACAACCACCAGAUGGCGAUGACGAGCCGUGGCUUACAGCAGAGUCCUGUCACCUGUGCAGAGAGAGAGCCUGAAUGUCGUCUACCUGCCCACAUUAUAAUGCCAGCAGUCAAAUGCAUAGAAUGUGUUCACGAUUAAUUAGGGACCUAAAUUCUAGUUAUAAAAGUGUCUAUAAAGUGUGCAUUUGUAAGAGUUUAUGAAAAUGUGUUCGACUUUGUUUGUCUCGUUGAUUUCAUAAUAAAAUGUGAAUGGAAUGGGA
Engraulis encrasicolus (European anchovy) is the source of this 6814-nucleotide messenger RNA. It is a transcript of the gene heatr1, whose product is annotated as HEAT repeat containing 1. The transcript is spliced from 45 exons. Bases 68 to 6556 code for a protein of 2162 amino acids. Gene Ontology annotation, biological process: maturation of SSU-rRNA from tricistronic rRNA transcript (SSU-rRNA, 5.8S rRNA, LSU-rRNA); positive regulation of transcription by RNA polymerase I. The record is from RefSeq and is a predicted model, not a curated record. Gene Ontology annotation, cellular component: 90S preribosome; t-UTP complex; small-subunit processome. Gene Ontology annotation, molecular function: snoRNA binding. Lineage: Eukaryota; Metazoa; Chordata; Actinopteri; Clupeiformes; Engraulidae.